Saccoglossus kowalevskii is the source of this 2373-nucleotide messenger RNA. RefSeq lists its product as uncharacterized. NCBI's taxonomy places the organism in Eukaryota, Metazoa, Hemichordata, Enteropneusta, Harrimaniidae. The record is from RefSeq and is a predicted model, not a curated record.
AUGGCGUAUCAUCCUAGCAGCGUCUCACGUAACAAACGAUACAAAGACCGUGUUUAUGGCACAAUCUACGGAGCAUGCAUUGGCAAUGCUAUAGGAACAUUGACUGAGGACAUGAAAAAGUGCCAUUUGAAUCAUAAAUAUCCAUCCAAAUAUUUACAAUCAUAUAUUAGAGAAGCGCUACGUACAUUUCGUGGAGGAAUGACAGGAUCAGGCUGCAGAAUACAUGAUAGCGACUUGAUGUUUGUAGUUGUGCAAUCUAUUACUGAAUGCAAUGGACAGAUUGAUGCAAAGGAUCUUAUCGACAGAUUACGUCUUCUCGACAGACAUUGUAUAGGACGCACUACACAUAAAGUGAUUAACCAUCGCUUGGCCAGCAUAGACCCACAUCUUGCUGCAAUCGAAGUUUGGAAAGACAGUGGUAAAGCAUCAGCACCAAAUGGAGCAGUUGUACGCACAUCUGUGGUUGGUAUCCACCAGUGUAACGACAUUCAGGAAGUAAUUAAGAACACCAUCAAUAUUUGCAAAAUGACACAUGCUGACCCACGAUGUGUUGCUUCUUGUAUUGCCGUGACAACAGGUAUUGCACUGAUGCUACAAGGCAACGAGUACUUCAAAAUCAAUGAAACAUGCUUUGAUCAUGCCAGAAAAUACCUUGCAUCACAAAAACAGGACAGGGAAAUGUAUAGCUACAUGAAUGUCGCAAAUUGUAGAGAUCUACACUUAGACGACGAAGGUUCUAGUUAUACUUUCAAGUGUGUUGGAGCAGGUUUUUGGGCUUUGAGACAGAACGAUUUCAGAGAAACGUUGAUUACGAUUGUUAAGGAGGGAGGUGACGCUGAUUCUAAUGGAGCUGUAGCUGGUGCGCUAUUGGGAUGUAAAUUAGGGUACUCUGGAUUACCACAAGACUGGUUAGAGGACCUUCUGCUCGAAAGCAAAUUAUUGUUGUAUAUUGAGAGAUUUAUAAACAUAGGCAUUCCAGGAAUAACAAGUCAGAGGUAUAAACCCAAAGAAACGUAUCAUGCGUCAUCGUUAGCAAGCUGUUUGAACUACAGUGGUAAUCAAAGUAUACCCUUAGGACAGAAAAAGACAUGUCUACCCCAUAGAGGGGUUCAUGGUUCUGAUGUUGAUAGAGUUGCCACACAUACAUUUGCAGCAAACAAGUCUUUACUACCACGGGAAAUCUUGUUAGACAACAUUCUAGGGACAAUCUACGGCAACUGCAUAGGAGAUGCCAUUGGUCUUUUAACGGAAUAUAUGGAUAAGCAUGAAGCAAGACAUUUUUACCGUGAUGCAGAACUGGAAUACCAAUUGAAGGAAAGGGUAGACAAGCAUAAAGACCACCAGCGCAGAUGGAAGGUAGGCGAUUGGACCGACGAUAGCGAUCAGAUGAUUUUGAUAUUACAAUCACUGGUAGAUAAUAGUGGACAGGUUAAUCCGACAGACUUUGCGUACAAACUCUUAAAUUGGACGACAAAUGGAUUUCGUGAUCUUGGUGACACAGGAGGCCUUGUCAUAGGUACCACAACAUACAAAGUACUUAGUCAUUCAGUGUUUCGCAAUAACCCAAAACAGGCAGCUCGUGAGGUGUGGAGUUCUAGUGGUGGAUACUUGGCACCAAAUGGAGCAGUGAUGAGAACAUCAAUACUUGGUAUUCAUCAGUUUGAAGAUAUUGAAAUGGUCAAAGAGAACACGGUGAAAAUAUGUGAAACAACCCAUGCUGAUCCAAGGUGCAUUGCAUCCUGUGUUGCUGUGACGACGGCUAUUGCUUUGAUGUUACAAGGAAAACAUUUACGGCACUGCGGAGAAUACGAUGUGGAAAUGAUUGUGAAAGACAGUUUUAGACAUGCAAAGGGUUACUUGAAAAAUUACUCGUAUAUUGAUGAGUUACAACGUUACAUGAACACAUAUGAUAUUAGAAGCUUGAGGCUAGAUGAGCCUGGAAAGAUCGGUUACACGUACAAAUGCUUAGGGGCUGGUUUCUGGGCCUUGCGACAGACAGAUUUCAGACGUGCUUUGACUAGUAUUGUAAAAGAGGCAGGUGAUGCAGACACCAAUGGAGCAGUAGCCGGGGCAUUAUUAGGUUGCAAGCUUGGUUACAACAAAUUACCAAGAUCAUGGAAGGAGAACUUGAGAUACAAACAGUGGUUACAGUUAAAGAUUAAUAGUUUUCUAGAUAUGGAAAGAAUUUCCGAAAACUCAUCGCAUGCGCCAUCAACGUGUGAUUGGAAGUCAGAUUUAACACCGCCGGUGGGAGGAGUAUCUGCCUUUACUCGCACACGUGAUACGAUAUUGUCAUCUACAACUGAUAAUCGACACCCACGAUCGCAAUCACAAUCAGAGUUAUCAUCGUGGCAUCGUUUUUACCAAAACUGA